AGCGGAGGCUCCAAAGGAGGGGAACCUCAUGUGAGGAGCCGGACACGACACGUCCCACGCCACAACCUCCACGCUGCUUUUUCAUUGCGUGUGUGUGGCGCGUGUGUGUGUGUGGAAGGUGUUGGAGGAAGGGGACAACUUUGAUCCGAGGCCAAGUGUGUGUGCGCGCGCGCGUGUGUGUGUGUGUGCGUGCGUGCGUGUGUGAGUGUCCUCCCGCCUUGAGAAUGAUGACGGUGAAGGCUGGCGGAGACACAUGAUGUCCCUUUUGUCCUUUUCGGCUCUUUUUCUCACAUUUCCCCUCUCGCAAUUCGCCAUUCGCGUCUGAAUGUGACGAAGCGCAUUGUUGUUUCCACCUCCUCUUUUUUUGUAUGUGGGAUUUCCAGCCGCGAUGUCUGCUGCAACAUUUCGCUAUUUGUUCCUGGUUCUACUCAGUCCGCUGUCAGGGGGCGCCCAGACAGAGAUGAAGAAGGUUGUCGGGGACAACGCCACCUUACCAUGCCACCACCAGUUCCAGUCGUCCAGCUCUAUUGACAUCGAGUGGCUCCUGCAGAAACCAAACUCCAAACAGAAAGUGAUCAUUACGUUCUUCAACAACCAUGUGUACACCAACGAGGCGACGGGCACCGAUGCCAGCCGUCUGUCCUUCGCCGGGGAGUACCUGGGGGGCGACGCCUCCCUGCUGAUCAGUGACCUGCUGCUGACCGACUCUGGAGAGUACUACUGCAAGGUCAAGACCGGGGGGUUGUAUCACUGGAGCCAGGUCAACCUCAUUGUGCUGGUGAAGCCCUCAAAGCCCAGGUGCUGGAUGGAUGGCAAGCUCCUGGAAGGCAGCGACGUCAAACUGAGCUGCAAGUCCAGUGACGGUUCCGACCCCAUCAACUACAAAUGGGAGCGAGUACUGGACAAAGGCAAGAGUCUGGGCAAGCUGCCAAACCUGGCGCUGAUAGAUCUAAAGAACCCAGAGAUCGUCACCCUGAGGAACCUCACCAUGGACAGCACAGGUGUCUACAGGUGCACGGCCAGCAAUGACGUGGGAGAGGAGAACUGCACCAUUGAGGUCACCAUGCAGCACGUGAGGGAUGUAGGUAAGGUGGCCGGUGCCAUGGUGGGAAUCUCCCUUGGCGUGCUCAUCGUCAUAUUGAUCGUCUGGCUGGUCUUCCGAAAGAAAGAGAAAAAGAAGUACGAGGAAGAGGAGACUCCAAAUGAGAUCAGGGAGGAUGCAGAGGCUCCCAAGGCCAAGCUGGUGAAACCAAACUCCCUGUCCUCGUCUCGCUCCGGUAGCUCACGCUCAGGCGCCUCCUCCACCCAGUCGAUGGUGCACAACAGUGCCCAGCGCGGCCACCGCCCCCGCCCGCCCGCCGUGGCGGCGCUCAAGGAAAACGGGCAGCCUCCCGGCUUCCCCCAGUCGCCUCCAGCCUAUGCCACGGUGGUCCCGCCCAAGACCCCCGAGCCCCCUACCACUCCCAAAUACAACUCCAGGAAUACGUCCGGGCCGACACCCCCAACCCUCAUGGUACCCGCCCAGACCAAAGCCUUUCAGACUGUGUAGGACUGAAAGCUCACUCCUACCUGCAGCCAUGCCAGACUCCCGUCCCUUGAAACCCCUUCAACCCUGCACCCACCCUCCCAAAGACUGAGUCUCUUCCAUAAACACAGAAAUGCAACUAGUUAAAAGGAUGUAAUUAAAAAAUCAAUACUUUAAGUCCAAAAGUACUUCUAAUGAAUGCAUAACUUAAAGGGAAAUAUGAAAUGCUAGCACCUGCUGAAUUCCAUGAGAACAGUGACACUGUUUGUGUUGUGGCUCAUGUACGGCAAGCUGGAAGGACCCCCUAGUCAAGUAUUUAUCUAAUCACAAUUUUAGGCAUGUAACAGAAAUGGGGCAAAAGGAGGAUGACACAUUCAAAGACGAUAAAGAUGAUGAAGUUGGCCAUUAGAGACGAUGAUGGCGGCUUCGGUUUUCUUGGAUUCUUCCAGCACCUGCUCCCAAAUCCCAUUUGACUCCCGUGUGUGUAAGUGUGUGUGCAUCACCCAACCUCUGGAGCCCUCAUGGAACCUCCUCAGACUGACUCAUCUGACUGAACGGCCCAUGUGCUCUACCACCAGCAGGGCAAUCUUCAGGUAAAGAUGAAGCAACCGCGGAGUGGAGGCUUCUACUCCUACGGGCACUCUUUUUCUGGGUACUGCGCACCUUACUUCAAUUAACGUAGUAUACUUAUUAGGCCUAUAGACAAACCAUGCUUCCAAUAUAGGGGAUAAGCAUCUAUUAGUGCAGUUUUUGUUUUUCAUUGUGUAUCUUCUAGGGGUGUAACGGUAUGUCAUAAUCACAGUUUGGUAUGGACCUCGCGUUUAAGAGCACGUUUCAGUUCUUGUUUUUGGUACAGUAAGGGAUUCUCCUUGGCACAGAAAGGCUGCGCUGCACUGUAUUCGUUUACAGAGUAGACACACGACUAUAUUGCGAGGCAGUCCCUCGCGUAAUGCGUACUGUGUGGAACUCUUUACGUCUCUGUGCCAUACCAAAUGUUCUGUUCCAAAGAAAUCAGAUUAGGAAUCCAUGUACCGUUACACCCCUGGUCUCUUGUAUUCAGCUGGACAUAAGAAGAAGUGCCACCGAUCCUGAGAAUGGGUUGUUUUAUUUAGAUUUUUGUUGAACUGCUGCAUUUCAGAAGCCAAAUCGUGUCACCAUGAAUGUGUGAUGGAUGAGAAUGGAUGGCGUGGUUGUAGUUCCCGCUAAGGUACACAAAGGGCCUGAUCUACUGAAGGUUUGCGUGUAUAAAAACAUGUGAAAACUUGAUAGUGCGCUCAAAGCUGAUCUCAAAUGUGCAAAAUAGCACCUGCAAUCCAUUUCAGGUGUUUGCUUCAUGAAUAUGUAGAAUACAUGCAGAUUAUGAGAACACAAAAUACUGGGAAAGACGAGAUGAACACAUAAUUAUUGAGCACCUAAUGUAAUAGUAAUAGCAGUAAAAGUAAUAUUAAUUAUUUGCGGUCGGUUUUGUGAAGUCUAUAUUUAGCACCUUUGAAAGGCGGGUGCAAACUGGCACAAAUGGCUGCAGGCAGUUGUGGCGAGAAGGAGACAUAGCUAAAAUGAUAGAUGAUGGAGAGAAUCUUCCGUGCGUGUAUCAACAUAAUGGAGUAUCACAAAUAAAAAUCAAAUAACCACUAAUGUAGCGUUAUUAUGAUUAUGCAUUGUCUUUGCCUGACUUCACUAGUGUGUUUAUUCGCAUCCUUCUCCAAGACCUCCAACUCCCUGGCUUUAGACGUCAUUUUUCAUUCACGUUUUCCUUUACUGCUCUCCUGGAAUGUCCAUGCUGACAGCUGGUGGCAGAUGCAAAAUUCUCAUUUAAAUACAGCUGUCUGGACCACUAUUGCACCGCUUAAAAAUUGCGCAUUCAAUCAUGGUAAUAAUAGUAAAAUUACAUGGGAUUUUUUAGUUUGCUGACGUAAUUUUGCGCUCAUUAUUUGGGAUCUCAGUAGAUCAGGCCCUAAGAAUCUUUUCACGGCAUUUCUGAUAGACGUGAAGGCGGAAAAGAAUGAAAGUCUGAUGAGUGCUGUUCUAAAGAGGGUGUAUGCUGUCAUUGUCUCCGUGGAUCCAUAACAAUGGAGUGGCACUCGAUGGUUCCUCUUGGUUAUUGGUCCGUCCGUGCUAUCAGCGGAUCCCCCCUUUGUCACGUCCUCACACAUACCCAGUGCAGUUUGAUUGAAAGUAGCUGAAAAAAUAGGGCAAGUAGCCUAUCUAUCUAGUGUGCCUUUGCAAUCCUGUCUCCUUUCGCUUUCUUUUUGUCCUUAUCUCACUCGGCUUAGAAGGUCAAUUGCAGCAAAUAUUGACCCAGCUUCAAUAACUUCGCCUCGGAGGCAGCCCAAAGUGGGGGGUGGGAAGGGUGGGAUGAGGAGUACAUAGCAGCGUCCAAUCCCAUGCCACGGGACAAUGUACUGUACAUUCUGUAAUCAGUCUUGUUUUUGUAUUGUACAUACAGAUAGAUAUAUGCACAUGAUGUCAAUGAAUUUAACAAAUAAGGGUAGAUGUGCUCCCUAACACUGUUCACUGUCAAAUGGAAGACCCAAAGGUGAAUUUAAAUCAUGCUAUGUGGUGUUCUAAGUGAAUAAGAGACAGGAAAAUAGCAAGCUAUGCGAACCUUAGACCCAGCUGACAGGAACAUAGCGACACAAAUGCAUUGCAUUUGAGUGAAGUGACCCUUGACCACUGGCUGCGCCAGAUCAACCCGUUGCUUUACCAUCUGCUAACCUGUCCGACUGAGAUUUUGUGAUUGGAUUAAUAUUAGAAAAGGUAAUAAACUGUUUUGCAAGAAAGGUGAGACAAUAUCAGCUAGAACGGAACCUCCAAAGCACAAAGCACAAUCCAACUCCCUGUUUGUUUCCAUUUAAAAACAAAUGUUCCCAUUGAGAUCAAUUAUAAUUGAAAUAUUAAUCAGUUCCCAAAAAAUGCAAAAAAAAUGGUGAUGAAGGAGAACAAGUGUCUCCUAUAGUUACUUCUCGGCAUUAAGAGACACAUUUUAUCCAAGAGGAGACUGAGGGCAGCAGGAAAAUGUAGCACUGCCGCAAAGUAGAGACUGUAAGUUAAGCAGACCAAUUCUAUCCAAAAGGAGACUAAGGACAGCAGGAAAAUGUAGCACUUCCACAAAGUGGAUGCUGUGAAGUAUAAUGCUGUACAUUAGGUAGACAAAUCUAUCCAAAAGGAGACUGGGGGCAGCAGGAAAACACACCACUGCAGCAAAGUGGAUACUGUGGAGUAUGACGCUGCACGUUAAAGAAGACAAAUUUUAUCCAACAGAAGACUGAGGGCAGCAGGAAAACUGAAUGCUGCUGCAAAGUGGAGACUGUGCAAUAUAAUGCUGUACAUUAAGUAGACAAAUCUAUCCAAAAGGAGACCGGGGGCAGUAGGAAAACACAGCACUGUAGCAAAGUGGAUACUGUGGAGUAUAAUGCUCCACAUUAAGGAGACAGAUUGUACCCAAAAGGAGACUGAGAGCAGCAGGAAAAUGUAGCACUGCAGCCAAGUUGAGACUAUGGAGUAUAAUGCUGCACAUAAAGGAGGAAAGCUUUAUUCGAGAGGAGACUGAGGGCAGUGGUAAAUGGCCUUCUGCAGCAAAGCGAAGACUUUGGAGAAUCAUACAGCGGAAUUCAGAGCUAAGCAGAGCAACAAGGCAAGCUAACAUUAGCAUGUGUGUUUAUGAGCAACCUGCAGUGGUAGCCUUCUUAUGCCCGUGGAAAAGCAUCCUUAUUUUUAAAUGUUUGACUUUGGAGGUUCCGCCACACGGGCCUUUAGUCUUGUUGCGGAAGAUGGAAAAUGUCACACAAGAUUUAAACACAAAAUUACAACAAAAAAAAGAUUUCAAAAUGUGGGACUUCACUGACUCGUAAGGGAGGGAAAAAUGCCUUUUAUAUUCAACUUCACUUCAUAUUUGACCAGGGAAGCUUACUGAUGUGAGAGUGUCUGCAUGUUAGUGCAAAUGUGUGUGUGAGCGUGUAUGGUGUGUGUGCAUGUUAAUUCAGUAAAAGCCCUCAGGCCACACCCACACACUCUACUGUUGGCCAUUGAGUGGGCGAGAGGUGGGGGGCCAAGGCUUUGUUUAACAAUGAUAUGGAUGCAGACUGGCAGCAUUUCUUUUCAUUGACUCAUAAGCCAGUUGAAGCUGGCCUCACAGGCGGCGCCCCUGUUGGAAUCUUGAGUCAUGUACAUAAUUCAUACUGUUGGUGCCCUCCUUGCUUGUGCAGACCCAUAAAUAAGACCAUACGCACGUGCAAACACUAUACAGUUUGCAUGUGGACAAAAGUGUUGAGACACUCAUCGAUUGUUGAGUCAGAGGACGAAAGUACAUGGCUGAUGGCCUCGGAAAUACAUUACAAUGGAAUAUGCUGAAAACUAACAAUGUUUUUUUGUUUUGUUUUUUAUUAUUUUACCAAAUUACUUACUGCAAUUAUUAUAUAAGGACUUUACAUUCGUUUCCAUGGAAUAGUGUAAUCAAGAUAUACCUAUAUCAUGUUUUAAUUGACAUUUUAUAUUUAUAUUGGGUUGGGUGACAUCAAAUUUCAUCGUUUCUUUUAAGCGGGGGCACAGCCCAAGCAGGGACCCCCGACUUGGAGCGGCGUUCCGCGUCUGCAGUGUGGAACUUUCCGAUUUCCCAGUUUGCUGGAACACAGCAUUAAUCUUCCCAGUAUGUUUUUGACAAUUUUGUAUGGAGUUAGGCUCUUUUCUUGUGCUCCAGUUCGUAAAGCAAGCUUCAUAAAGCCAGCCUUGGAUGACAGGAACAGAGAUGGGUCAUUCUCUCAAAACAGUCCUGCAGAAAGCUGCAGAAACUCUGCAUUUCCUUUCAUUUUAAAUGACACCCAAUGGGGUGUAAAUGUCAUUUGUGGCGCCCCCUAUGGGUUGGCCAAAAUGCUUUGCUAGUAAUGAUCCCAUACGUACGACGGAGUAUUAGGGCCACAGUGAAAAAAAAUAAUAAUCUGAGACUUUGAGAAUAAAGUCGUAAUUUUACGUGAAAAAAAGUCGUAAUGUUACCUCUGUCCAAGGCCAAAGGUCACCACGUCCCCCUUUUUAUAGCUGUCUCAGGCAACGGCUGUAACAUGAAGUUACAAAUUCUUUCUCGUAGAUUUAAGACUUUAUUCUCGAGAAAAAAAGGCUUAGAUUUCCAAGAAAAAAGUCCUACAUUUACGAGAGGAAAGUCGUAAAUUUACGAGAAAAAAAUCGUAACUUUAUGUUACAGACAUUGCUUGAGACAGCUAUGAAAAGGGGGGACUUAUGUGACCUUUGGCCUUGGGCAUGUGGAGGGGGCGGGGUAAGGAGAAGUGCGAAGGGCUAGCCAUGCUAAUCUGUUUGUGCGCAACUGCUCUGUUUUGCUGCCACAUUAUCAAUAAAAGCUUGUCUGAAGCAAGAGGAAAGUUUCCCAUUUUCCCUCUGACACGUAUGACACGUAAUAUUACGACUUUAUUCUUGUAAAUUUACGACUUCAUUGUCGUAAUAUUACGACUUUAUUCUUGUAAAUUUACGACUUGAUUCUCGUAAUAUUACGACUUUUUCCUCAUACAUUUGCGACUUUAUUCUUGUAAAUGUACGUCUUUAUUCUCGUAAAUUCACGACUUUAUUCUCAAAAUCUCAAAUUUUUUCAAUGUGGCCCUGAUACUCGCAAAUUUAUAACUUUUUUUUCAUAAAUUUACAACUUCAUUCUUGUAAAUUUACAACUUACUUUAUUCUUGUAAAUUUACGACUUUUUUCUUGUUAAUUUACGACUUUCCUCUCGUAAAUGUAUGACUUUUUCUUGGAAAUGCAAGCCUUUUUUUCUCAAGAAUAAAGUCUUAAAUCUACGAGAAAGAACUUGUUAAUUCAUGUUUUUUUUGUGUGUUAUUUUACGAAUUUAUUCUCGUAAAUUGACUACUUUAUUCUCAAAAUCUUAGAUUAUUAUUUUUUUUAAUGUGGCUCUAAUACCCUGUCGUACAUACGGUACAUUAAUUGCAGAUAUCCUCAAAAUUUAUAAACAUUAGUUGUUGUUUUUGUUGAUGGCGGCCAUGUUUUUUGACCAAUCUUGUUCAAAUUUUACAAACAAGUGCUUGCCAGUCUCCUAAAAUGUUGUGGUGAUCUGACUAAACACCCUAAAUUAAAAGCGUGUUUUUUGUGACGCGCAUAUUGAGCUGUGUACGAAAUUUCAAGUCAGUACGACUUUGUGGUUUAAUAACAGCACCACCAUGUGGUGUAUUUGUCAGAUAAAUAAUAGCACAGACAACACAGUAGGGGUGCAUGUUUUGACAAUUUUUCACCCUUUUGUGUGCAGCGCUUCAGGAGUAGAAGCUUACACAAAAAAAUACUGUCAGUGUAAAUCAAGGUGUCCCAAUGCUUUUGUCCAUAUCUAACAUUUCCACAACACACACAGAUAUAUAGUCUGCAUAAAUAAAAGCCCAAGCAGCUCCUUGAGGAUCUUUUUUGAUGGAUUGUGUGUCAGAAAAUGGACAUUUUAGUGCAAAUGCAUACAGAAAACGACACACACUCAAACAGACAGACAGCCAUUGCAUCUUAACAGUUCUCCAAGACAGGGAUAUGUCAGAGCGCUGAGAAUCAGGAGGAGCUUCUUCUUAACGCGAUUGAUAUCGAGCCAGGGCUUGUGAGCCAUUGAAAUUCCCUCCACUGCCAAUGAAAGCAACAAUGGCGGCGGUGGAGGAGAGAAGGGAUGCAAGACGUCUUCCAGCACUUCUAAUUCCCCAACUUUCACACAUUUCUAUGAACAGAUUUCCACUUUUUUUUUUUGCCAGCUCCACAAAAGCUCACUCAUGUUCUAGAAGAGUAUUCCAUCAACAAUAUAUGUGUGUUGUCUUAUCAUCAACACUCACGUGUGCAGUAAGCCAUGUUAGCGUUAUCUUGUGUUCUAUCAUAGAUCAUGGAGCCACAAAUGGGGUUUUUUAUCUUCUGUUAAGGCAUUUUUUAUUUUCUAGAGAUGCUCAGACUUUUGGGUGUUCGGAAUGUGAUGAGUGUUUUCCCAAAAAGGGUGCAGAAGCAGACGCGAAGGGACCUGCAUGUCAUACGAAACUGAGCUAACGAAUUGGAAUGCUUUGCUUUGUUGUAACAUACAUGUAUUUGGAUAAGGAAUUUAAAAAAUAAAAGAAAUAAAUCUACAAUUGUAAAUAUAGUCACAAAUACAUUUAUGUAGCUUUAUUUUUGUCUUUUUUUGUGUUAUUUUGAAUUUUCAUUCAUGUACUUUGCACUUUUCUGUGUGCUCCGCUCAUCGCGGGCCUGCGUGGGAUGUGUGCGGUCGGCUGGCUUCUCUCUGACGGCAAGGUUCAAAGGUCAGAAGGGGAGGCGUUCAGCUUCAUAAAGGGACACACUUUUUCUCGUUUCCUUAUUCGAUAAUGGUGUUUCGUUUCUGCAGCUGUUCCUUGUUUCGGUUUUGAGGGGGGGGGAAACUGCAGGAUUCUUUGUUUGAUUGAUGACAAAACAAUCCAUGUAAAUAUCACAAUUUAAAAAUGUAUAUUUUUACGACUUAUGAGUUAUUACUCUUUCAUUUGCAAAUAAACUAU
This is a messenger RNA of Dunckerocampus dactyliophorus (ringed pipefish), 9018 nucleotides long. RefSeq names its product CXADR like membrane protein b (gene clmpb). The record is from RefSeq and is a predicted model, not a curated record. Gene Ontology annotation, cellular component: cell surface; cytoplasmic microtubule; membrane. NCBI's taxonomy places the organism in Eukaryota, Metazoa, Chordata, Actinopteri, Syngnathiformes, Syngnathidae. The transcript has 7 exons. Bases 389 to 1549 code for a protein of 386 amino acids.